CCACUUGAGUGGUCGAGACGGGCCGGUGGUGGGAGAGCGGCGCUAACUUGGGAACCUGGCGUUCUGGGUGGGGAGGGAAGUUGUCAUCCGGAGGGUACGGAAGAUGAAGUGGCGGCUGCGAGAAGCGGGAAGCCCCGCCCCUCCGCCAUCGCGGCCCCGGUGCCGCCUCUUCCUUUACCGCCUCCCGCCCUCCCCUGCCUUCCGGCCCCUUCGGCCCCCCUCAGGAGUAGCCCCUGGGCCGUGCCCCCCUUGGGAAGAGGUGGUCUAGAGUGGCCCUCAGACCUGCCUGGGCUGGCGGGGCGCGGCCCCCUGACGGCCAGCGAGGCCUGGCUCAGGGUGCAGGGUCACAGCGACUUCCCCACCCCACGGGGCAUGUUAACCUUAGCAGGAGAGGUCAGGGCUCCAAUUCCGCUGGCUCCCCUAAAUUCUCAGCUAGGGCCUUCCCGGCGCUCAGCAUGCCCCGCUAGCGCGUGCGCCAUCCUGGACAAGUGGUGGACUUGAGCCGGGGACUGGGAGGCCCGACCUGGCCGGAGCCCCCCUUUGGCGGGGUGGGCUCCGAUGGGGAAACCAGGUGUCUGAAGCAAACAUGACCUCUAUAAGUACUGACUUUGGGUGUGUCGCUCGACCCUGUGAGCCUCAGUUUGCACAUCCAUAAAAUGGCGAUGGUAAUUAUACUGGCCUUACAGGGUCUAAUAAUGAGAUCUCUAUGGAGAUUUUUAUUACUCACCUCUCUGGGGCAUAUUUAUCUCACGGGAAAUCAGAGUAAAACUCGUUGCUCUUCUCCUAUGGUCGCUGAGGCUAGAAUUUGACUUUGGAGAGAGGAAAGGAAGAGUGGAAGCCUGGUGAAGAGGCAGAGGCUUCCUCUGGAUUCUGAGAGUCAGAUGUUGGAAAUGUUGGGUGGAUUCACAAACUACCGCUGCUCUCAGGGGUUUUUAGAAGCUCGCCUUUGAACUGAGUUUUGAUGAGCAAACCAGUGUGGCGUCGGUGGCCCCUCCCUUCCUCCAGGCCUCCUGGUGAUGGCCCAUGUGCGACAUUUCCUCCUUGCUUUUUGGUGUUUGGAAGCCUGAGGGAGCUCAGUCCUGGCAGCAACACUCCUGAGUUGCUGGGGAAGAAAGGAUGUGGCCCCUGGACACAUCCCAGAAGGAGGUGCUGAAGUUUGCAGUCAGCUGCCGGGUCCUGACUCUGGUGCUGCAGGCUUUCUUCAAUGCCAUCAUCCCAGAUCACAGUGCAGAAGCCUUCUCUCCUCCUCGCCUCACCCCCUCAGGCUCUGUGGACCAAAUUGUGGAAUGUCUCCUGGGUGGCUUGUCUCACUGGGAUGCUGAACACUUUCUGUUCAUUGCUGAGCACGGCUAUCUGUAUGAGCACAACUUUGCCUUCUUCCCUGGCUUCCCUCUGGUCCUGCGGGCAGGGGCUGAACUGCUGCGGCCCCUGCAGGCGUUACUGAGCCUGCGGAGUUGCCUGUUAAUCUCAGUGGCAUCCCUCAAUUCCCUGUUCUCUGUGCUGGCUGCAGUUGCACUUCAUGACCUGGGCCGGCUGGUUUUGCACUGUCCCCGCCAGGCCUUUUAUGGGGCAUUGCUCUUCUGCCUCAGUCCCGCCAGUGUCUUCCUGGCAGCAGGUUACUCAGAAGCUUUGUUUGCCCUCCUGACAUUCAGUGCCAUGGGGCAGCUGGAAAGGGGCCGAAGCUGGACCAGCGGACUCCUCUUUGCCCUCGCCACUGGCGUGCGCUCCAACGGUCUAGUCAGCGUUGGCUUCCUCGUGCAUUCUCAGUGCCGAAGCUUUUUCUCUUCUCUCAUGGUGCUGAAUCCUCUGAGAGGGCUCUUGAAGCUGCUGGGCUCUGUGUCCCUGUCACUGCUCACACUUGGCCUUCCCUUUGCCCUCUUUCAGUAUUAUGCCUAUUCCCAGUUCUGUCGGCCAGGCUCAGCUCGCCCCAUCCCUGAGCCCUUCCUGCAGUUAGCUGUGAACAAGAGCUACCGGACCGUGGAUGGAAAUGCGCCACCUUGGUGCACCUGGGAGCUCCCCCUGGCCUACAGCUACAUUCAGGACAUCUACUGGAAUGUUGGCUUUUUGAGAUACUAUGAGCUCAAGCAGGUGCCCAAUUUUCUCCUGGCUGCCCCCGUGACUGUGCUGGUUGCCUGGGCAACUUGGACAUAUGUGACCACCCACCCUUGGCUCUGCCUUACGCUCGGAAUGCGAAGGAACAAGAUCAGUGAGACUCUAGAGAAGCCUGAGCCUGGAUUCCUCAGCCCUCGGGUGUUUGUGUACCUGGUCCACGCUGUAGCGCUGCUGCUGUUUGGUGGUCUGUGCAUGCAUGUUCAGGUUCUCACCAGGUUUUUGGGCUCCUCCACUCCAGUUGUGUACUGGUUUCCAGCUCACUUGCUUCAGGAUCAAGAGCCGCUGUUAAGAUCCCUGGAGACUGUGCCUGGGAAGCCUCUUGCAGGAGACCCCCCACCAGGACAGAAGGUCCCCAGAAAUUCUAUCAUGGGACUUUUGUUCAACUGGAAAACCUGUUCUCCAGUCACACAGUGCAUUCUAGGCUACUUCCUGACUUACUGGCUCCUGGGACUACUCCUGCAUUGCAACUUCCUGCCUUGGACAUGACCUGGAAUCUCAGGGGACAGGCUGAAGCAGCCUUAGCCCAGGGUCUGAAAGCACAAACAUGCUGGGUCUACUUGCACCACCCGUCUCUGGGAUCCCUUUUCUGCUCACGCUAAGUGCUCCCAUCCCUCUCUCCUGUGCGAAUUCUCUUCUCUUUCUCUUUGAAGAUGGGCUAGGAAUGGGACAAGUGUGACUCACUUGUGCUGGUUAUAGCAAAUUCUAGGGAGUAAAUAUUUUCUUUGUAAGAGAAGAAAUUGUAUUUCAAGUCUAAAGUAUACCUGGAUCUGUCUUGUCAGACAAGCACAGUAAAGACACUCUUAAACUUA
Messenger RNA from Condylura cristata (star-nosed mole), 2921 nucleotides. RefSeq names its product phosphatidylinositol glycan anchor biosynthesis, class V (gene PIGV). Gene Ontology annotation, biological process: GPI anchor biosynthetic process. Bases 1117 to 2598 code for a protein of 493 amino acids. The record is from RefSeq and is a predicted model, not a curated record. Gene Ontology annotation, cellular component: endoplasmic reticulum membrane; mannosyltransferase complex. NCBI's taxonomy places the organism in Eukaryota, Metazoa, Chordata, Mammalia, Eulipotyphla, Talpidae. Gene Ontology annotation, molecular function: GPI mannosyltransferase activity; alpha-1,6-mannosyltransferase activity. The transcript is spliced from 6 exons.